This is a messenger RNA of Coccomyxa subellipsoidea C-169, 1951 nucleotides long. Its product is annotated as DNA repair protein rada. The transcript is spliced from 10 exons. Gene Ontology annotation, biological process: recombinational repair. NCBI's taxonomy places the organism in Eukaryota, Viridiplantae, Chlorophyta, Trebouxiophyceae, Coccomyxaceae. The coding region runs from base 167 to 1951 and encodes 594 amino acids. The record is from RefSeq and is a predicted model, not a curated record. Gene Ontology annotation, molecular function: ATP binding; damaged DNA binding; ATP hydrolysis activity.
UGAGAUCGGAACACAUUAAGUUUUAAUAUGCCUAGAUGUGCAACUGGUGUGAAAUUCAGUCUGGAAGAUAACGUUGUUGGACUCUACUUGAUCUCACUGUUCUACAGAAACUGGAAUAGUUGCUAGCGACUUGCUACUAUUCUCUGAUCAUACCAAUGUCGGACUUAUGAAAGCUCUUUUAUCAAAUAGGGGUGCACUGUCGAACAUUCUGAAGAAGGCGUCCUGGCUUGGUGGGCCACAAGAUCAAGGUGUUCUACGUGCUCUCAAUCAAAGACCACGAACACGACCACCAUUCAGCACCAAAGGCCUGACCUUCGCAAGCUCCUUUGUCAAGCGGGCAUUUACGUACAAAUGCACCGAGUGUGGCGAGCAGUCCCCACAGUGGAAGGGGAGGUGUCCCUCAUGCUCGGGUUGGAACACGCUUGAGAAGGCGGAGGUCCUCAGGGAGACAGCAAAGAGCAGUGGCGGCGGAGGGGGUGGAGGUGCGGUUGCAGCUGCAGCAGCCGCUGCUGUGCGCCCUCUAGGAGAGCGGAUCCGCAACGCAGCGCCCACCAUCAGCAGACCCCGAACUGGCUGGGUGUCCAGCGUCAGCCAAAGGCCGCAGAGACUGAGCGAGGUGGGCAGGAAUGGGUAUGGAAGCCAGUGGAGGAUACCUCUCCGGGGAGCAAAUGGCGCAGAGCUGGCACGGGUUCUCGGGGGCGGCGUCGUGCCUGGCAGCCUCACUCUCGUGGGAGGAGACCCAGGUGUCGGGAAGAGCACCCUGCUGCUUCAAGUGGCAGCAAUGCUGGGGCCGGAGCCCGCAAUUGGCGGGUCAGAUGAGGAGGACGCAGAUGAGGAGGGCCCUCCACCGGCAGGCGAGGCGGUGCUGUACGUCUCUGCAGAGGAGAGCGUGGAACAGGUGGGCAGCAGGGCGGAGCGUAUGGGGCUGCGGGGGGCGAAGCACCUGUUUCUCUACAGCGCAACACGGCUGGUGGAAGUUCUGCAGGAGAUCGUGGCCAUGCAGCCGCGCGCGGUCAUCAUCGACUCCAUACAGACCGUGUACCUCGAUGAUGUCACCGGCUCUGCUGGCAGCGUCAGCCAGGUGAGGGAGUGUGCAACAGCGCUGCUGCAUGUGGCGAAGCGGCAGGGCGUCCCGGUCUUCCUGGUCGGCCACGUCACCAAGGCUGGCGACAUAGCGGGCCCGCGCGUGCUGGAGCACAUAGUGGACACGGUGGUGUACAUGGAGGGCGAGCGCCACCAAGCCUUCCGCCUCGUCAGGGGCAUCAAGAACCGCUACGGGCCCACUGACGAGGUGGGUGUGUUUCAGAUGGAGGAGAGCGGGCUGCAGGCAGUGGCCAACCCAAGCGCGCUGUUUCUGAGUGAUCGCCAGAUGGCGCGCAAUGCCAGCUCAGCGGUGACUGUGGCCAUGGAGGGAACGCGGCCGCUGCUCAUGGAGGUCCAGGCACUCACCUCACCCGUGCACCAGGGGCCGCCUCUGCGCAUGCCAAACGGCAUCCACCGCAACCGGCUGAGCCUCAUCAUGGCAGUGCUGACUAAGCAUGUGCGGCUGCGGCUGCACUCCGUGGACUGCCACACCAACGUUGUGGGGGGCCUCACCCUCACAGAGCCUGCCACCGACCUAGCUGUCGCUCUCGCCGUCGCAUCCUCCUACUUCGAGCGCCCCAUCGCGCAGAACAUUGCUGUCAUCGGCGAGAUUGGGCUGGGAGGCGAGCUGCGGCCGGCGAAUCACAUAGAGCGGCGAGUGGUGGAGGCGGCCAAAUUGGGCUUCACCACUGUCAUAGUCCCUGCGACUCGCGCACCAACUGCCACUGGGAGGCUGGCUGGGGUGAAUAUAAUUCCAUGCAGGACCAUCAAGGAUGCCCUGGAGGCUGCCUUGGGGCCCUCUGUGACCCAGAACCGGGCACCCCAUUUUGAGCAACAGGAAGAGGAGGAAAAUGGCUUCCUGGGAUGA